AUGGAAGGAGCAGGCUCAAUAACAAAUAGAAUUGGAGGAUCUGAAGACCGAAUUGGAGCGAUGAGAAGAACAAGAUUGGUGUCAGGGGGCUUAAGGGGACAAGAUGUUGGGGGUAGUGGAAACAUUGGAGGUGCCGAUGGAGAAGGUGAAGGCGGCAAAGAAGUAAAAGAAAGCCAAGGAUGUCAAGGCCAACUUAUCAAAGGAGAAGGCCAGUUGGAACCUUUAUUAGAAGAAGAAGAGGACAAUCUAUUCUGGAGGCAGUCACAACAAGAUCCGUUGAAAAGUGAUGACUCAGACGGGAAAGGAUCUUACACUACAAAAAAGUUCAUCUUUUUGCAUGGGUUUAGGAAUUAG
Molecule: messenger RNA, 354 nt
Organism: Melampsora larici-populina 98AG31
Lineage: Eukaryota; Fungi; Basidiomycota; Pucciniomycetes; Pucciniales; Melampsoraceae
Exons: 1
Coding region: 1-354 (117 amino acids)
Source: RefSeq, a predicted model, not a curated record